UUUCGUGCUUCAUGUGAUUCAAUUUGUGAUUCUCUGCAACGUACAGUCCUUGCUAGUGUCUUAUAUGCCAUUUUAUUUUGAAUUUUUGCUUGUUGCUGGAAACUUAUGAGAAAAUCCAAAUUAUAUCCAGGAAAUGGCGAAAAUGGACAACGCCAACUUUGGCUACGCAUAUCAAUUACCAUCCGGAGGCUGGACCUUAAGGAUACGAAACAUUUUAUCACAAUUUAGCGAUAUUUUCAGCGAAUUCGAUAAAUACAUCGCUCCGGCUUAUCACCAUGACAGAUGCGAAAGAUCUGUUCAGAUGCGACUGUACACAAUGCAUAAAAGAGAAUUUGUAAUGGUUUUUCUAGCAUUUUUUGCCUGUUUUGGCUUAGGAAUAUUCGUGGGGAUCACAGGUCCCCCAAUAACUAGUACUGUGGAAUUGGAUGGAAAAUCCUUGUUGCCAAAGGAUAACCAGAAUCACACAAAUAAAAAGGACAUUGCCACUGGGCCAUUUACAAUGAGGACUCCCCCAAUGACAACAUAUUCACAACAGUUGUGGGUCAUCGCAAAAUUGUCCACGGAAAAUAUUGAUGGGGAAAUUAUUGAUAAAAUUUUCCACGUGGCAAUUUCCAUACAAGGUUUAAACGCAGAACAUAAACCUGUGUCGAUCCUCGAUCCUAGUAAUGCUAAUAAUAGAACGAGACAUUUAAAAUGUGAGAAACAAACUUGUGAUGAAUUUAUAGUAUUACAUUUAGGCUAUUUGGAUUAUACACACUAUAUUAUAACAGUAAACUUUUAUGGACUAGAAUUGUUUCACAAAAGAAACAACAUAAACGAAUUGUUCUUUUACUUUAAAACCUACAAUCCUGGCUUUACCCAGAUUGAAAUAUGGUUUAGGUUCAUCUUUUUGAUAUCGACUUUUGGGAUAACAUGGUGGUUUGCCCAUACGUUGCGAAAGUACGCUAUGUACGAUUGGUCAAUUGAACAAAAAUGGAUGUCAGUACUUUUGCCACUAUUAAUGGCUUAUAACAAUCCGAUUUUUCCUAUGUCGUUUUUGUGUAAUUCCUGGAUACCGGGAAUGAUCGAUGCAAUUGCACAAGCCACGUUUUUGUGUGCGUUGUUGCUAUUUUGGCUGUGUAUUUAUCACGGAUUAAGACAGAAUGAGAGGAAUUUGAUAACUUUUUAUCUGCCAAAGCUGUUUACCGUAGCAAUGUUAUGGUUUCCUGCAAUUAUAUUGUCCACUUGGCAAAGAUAUAACGAACUUCAGGAUCCAACUUAUAACCAUACUAUUGAUACAUCCAAUUUUUAUAUUGUGAAGGCCUUUUUCUUCAUAUUUGGAGUAAUUUACCUAGUAUACUUACUACUUUUAAUUGUUAGAGCCUACAGCGAAUUAAGAUCCAUGCCAUUUUUUGGAUUGAGAUUGAAAUUUUUAACACUACUUAUGCUUGUGGUGAUAGUUAUAAGUUGCAUUAUAACUGUGCUGCGUUUCGGGGUCGGUGUUCUCGAAGAUAAUUUCGUGGCACAGCUUUCAACCCACUAUAACAGCUCAGCGCAGUUCAUGUCCUUCUACGGACUACUCAACUUCUAUCUCUACACAAUGGCGUACGUUUACAGUCCAACAAAUAAAAAUGUCCACGGUAAGCUCCCAUUUAAAAUAUUCGCAGAUUGUACUAAUGUAUAUUUUGCAGAAUUUGGUAUCACCAAAGAUAAUCCUGCCUUUUCAAUGAUUAACGACUCGGACGAGGAUGUGAUCUACGGUUCGGACGACGAAAGUCGAAGGCCCUUGAACAGAACGAGGAACGACGACGACAGUGACUGAUUAAAAAGUAUUAAUAACAAUAUUUGUUGUAUUGUUGAUGAAACUCACUGACUUGUAUCAAGUUUACUAUGUUGUUUGUUCAGCCGUUGAAUGUUAAGGGGGCUGGUUUCAGUAGGUGUAGUAAAUAGGGAUGUUUUAGCAGUUAAAUCGAUGUUUAAUAAUUCUGCGUUACUUCACUGUUUAUUAAGUCGCUGAAGACCAGUCUUCAACGAAGUUAAGCAACUGAAUGUCAAUAUUGAAGAUGUAGAACUACGCGUACCUAAUAUUCAGGUACUGUCCUUUCUUCCGUUCGAUGAGAUUAUAAUAAAAUAUUUUAAAGUUUUA
Molecule: messenger RNA, 2125 nt
Organism: Aethina tumida (small hive beetle)
Lineage: Eukaryota; Metazoa; Arthropoda; Insecta; Coleoptera; Nitidulidae
Product: transmembrane protein 181
Exons: 11
Coding region: 134-1801 (555 amino acids)
Molecular function (GO): toxic substance binding
Source: RefSeq, a predicted model, not a curated record